Messenger RNA from Aspergillus nidulans FGSC A4, 1062 nucleotides. RefSeq lists its product as uncharacterized. Lineage: Eukaryota; Fungi; Ascomycota; Eurotiomycetes; Eurotiales; Aspergillaceae. The transcript is spliced from 3 exons. The coding region runs from base 1 to 1062 and encodes 353 amino acids. The record is from RefSeq and is a predicted model, not a curated record.
AUGCAAUCCACGAGAAGCGACGAUAGACCAGAUCACCGACCUCUCCACAAGCCAAUCUCCCUGGUGCACGGCAGCCUGGAAACGCCCGGCACAAGUAUCCUCUCCUACUACGAAACAUACUUCCAGGCCCAGAUGCCUUCGGGUAAAGGCUGCUUGGUACCAGAGACAUACCGCGACGCCGCGUCAGGAGGCCAACUGCAAGCUUACUCGUGGCCGCGCACAAGCUCAAAGAUUGACCUUGAUGUAAGAUUCACGGUCGUCCACUAUCAGCCCGAAGCCGAGGCGGACAGUCGAAGCACCCUGAUCUGGUCGGUGCAUCACGCGCUGAUCGAUGGCUGGUCUGCAGCACUUGUUUUGAAGAAGGUGAUCCAGGCCGCUGGAGGGAAAACUGUCCAGCCUGGGCCGCCUUUCUCCAAUGUUGCUGCGGCAUUAGAUCAGUGGAGAUGCACUCACAGAGCGGAGCAAGAUGCCUUCUGGGCCGAGCAGCAACCCAAAUUGUCCGAAGGGAAGGAAGAGUUUCUAUUCCCGGUUGCAGGGACGGGCGACGACGGAGAAUGCCAGCAAGAAGAAAACCUCGUCACCCUGGGCCACUAUUACACAUCUCUCAAAGGCGCAGCCGGAGCGUGCGGCGUAACCUUAACCGCAUUCUCUACGCUGCGUGGGCGCUGUGUCUGGGGCUUCAAUCUUGUCUGGGAUAUGAAUGUUCGGGACUUCGUCCGCGGCGUCUUCAACCGCAUGCAGCGUCUCGCUCAAUGCUCAUGGACCACGCCGGAAAAUGGCUUCCCGAGAGUACGGGGACAGCUACUUGCAAUUCAGCCAGACGCUCGAUGGCCAGCUGAUCAGAAUGAAUUCGUCGUUGGCAUAUCUUUCGCAAGGCAAAGCACGAAUGUUCUGCUUAGUAUGGUCGUCACAGACAUUGGCAACAUCCUGCUGCAAUAUUUCCGCAAGCGGUAUAGACACUGUGAUUUAGAGGGUGUGGGGAGGACGCUCAAACAGGUGCUAAUAUAUCUCUGCCAACCGGACAGCACACAGCAUCACUGCUGCGCGCACAGAGGCUACUAG